Messenger RNA from Petromyzon marinus (sea lamprey), 1466 nucleotides. Lineage: Eukaryota; Metazoa; Chordata; Hyperoartia; Petromyzontiformes; Petromyzontidae. The record is from RefSeq and is a predicted model, not a curated record.
GCUCUGAUAAAAUCUCGCUGAUGAGACAAUGCGUGGGUGGAUCUGAUCUAAUCUGGAUCGGGAUCGCUGAGGGCUCUCCAUAUAAAAGGGGGUGCCGUGGGCGAUGGAAGGCGACGCAGCCGAUUUAUUUAACGAUGGCAAACCUGCGAGUUCUUCUACUGCUCCUGACCAGCUUCCUCUGCCUGGGCUCCGUCCUCGCGAGGCUUCGCCAGUCGCUGGGACCGCGGACGCUGGGGGAGCCGAGUGGUCUGCUGAAGCAAUGCCUCUCCUCCACUCUGGGUUUCUCUGUGGGAUGGAGCAGCUCCUCUGACAGCGAUUACCGUGUUUUUGUACGGACGGUGCGGAAUGAGGCCGUGGAUGUGGAGUCUUUGCAGGGGGCGUGCGGCUUCUCCAUCGCGAGGGAUGGUGCUGGGCUCCACUUCACCGCUGCUGGUGAUGCCUGCCACGUGCGCGUGGAGGACGGCAGGAGGAAGGUCCAGGUGGAGCUGCAGGAGAUGCGGCAGGGGCUGAAUGGACUCGUCUGGGCUUUCACCAUCGACUGCCCUGAGAACCUAAGAUCGGCGAGGGCCGGAGAGAUCGCCACGUGCUCUGGUCAGAGCAGGAACUUCCCAUGCAAUGCUGUGCAGAGUGUCCUGAGCGCGGACGUCUGUGCACAGAGUGGCUGCUGCUACGACACCACUCUACGCCGCUGCUUCUACAGUGAAGCUGUGUGCACCACAGAUGGGCGCUUUGUGGUGCCUGUGUCUCGGAACCUGACGUCUCCACCGCUGGACCUGAGCACCGUGCACCUGACUGGCAGUAGCGGCGCGCAGUGCAGUCCCGUCCUGGUGUCUGCAGACCUUGCAGUCUUUGACGUGCCCAUGGCAGCGUGUGGUGCCACUGUGCAGUGGAGUGGGCAGGAGCUCGUGUACGAGUUACUGUUGGCCUCCGAUCGGGAGCUCUGCGUCGAUGGAAACGUCGCAAUCACCAAGUCGUCCACAUACAAGAUGGUUCUUCAAUGCCGCUUCCUUGGAAGUGGAGACCUGCAGCUUGGAGUGCAGGUGAGCACUCUCCCACCACCACCUCCAGCCACUGCCACUGGACCCCUCUCCCUGCUGCUCCAGGUCUUCACUGACAACUCCUACACCACGCCGUACCAGCCCUGGCAGUACCCGCUGGUAACGCUUCUGGGAACGCCGCUCUACGUGCAGACGUCACUGCUGCACCGCUCUGACCCCACACUGGUGCUCUUCCUGAAGGACUGCUGGGCCACGCCCACGGCAGUUGACACCGACCCCACGCAGUGGAAGCUUGUGACGAAUGGCUGCCCCGUGCAGUCUCCUUGUUGCAGUGUGUUCUUCCCUGGUGUUGCUGACCUGCCACUUCCUUCUCACUACAAGCGUCUGGCACUCCAGGCCUUCGCCUUCAUGAACUCUGACCGCAGCACCACCCGUGACGUCGUGAGUGCCUGAUAAUUUCAACUUUAA